CGAGGGCGUAUCGAUGUAUAUAACCAACGAUAUCGAUAAGUCUUCCUCUAUGACACUACAUUUGUCAUAAAACAAAUUUGAAGUGUUAACGAACUGUCACCCAGUUAAAAGGAAAAGAUGGCGGCCAUCCUAAAAUUAUCCCAGUCCCUAGGAAAAUUACCAAAAAAUACCAAUUUAAUCAAGGCCCUUAGGAAGGCAUCUGGUGUCGCUGCCGAAGCUAAACAAAUUUCCUUGAAUGUACCGCCAACGAAAGUAACUACCCUUAGCAAUGGAAUUCGGGUUGCUACAGAAGACUGGGGUUCCCAAACCGCAACAGUAGGUAUCUGGAUUGAUGCUGGUAGCCGCUACGAAAACUCCAAAAACAAUGGGGUCGCCCACUUUAUGGAGCACAUGGCUUUCAAGGGUACUGGUAAACGUACUCAAAGCCAAUUAGAACUUGAAAUUGAAGAUUUGGGCGCCCAACUUAACGCUUACACCAGCAGAGAACAAACAGUUUAUUAUUCGAAAUGCCUAUCGAAAGAUGUACCAAAAGCUCUCGAAAUUUUAUCAGACAUCAUUCAAAAUGCCAAGUUGGGAGAAUCAGAAAUUGAAAGAGAAAGAGGUGUUAUCUUAAGAGAAAUGCAAGAAGUCGAAUCGAAUCUUCAGGAAGUAGUUUUCGAUCAUUUGCACGCCAUCGCCUAUCAAGGCACUCCUUUGGCCAACACCAUUUUAGGGCCCACAGCUAAUAUUCGAUCAAUUAGUUGCAAUGAUUUAAGGAGCUAUUUGGAUAACCAUUAUAAGGCUAGCAGAAUUGUGGUUGCCGGAGCUGGGGGAGUUUGCCACGAGGAUUUGGUUAAAUUGGCUGAAGCUAACUUAGGACAACUCAAUAACAACUAUCCAGGCGAAGUACCAGUACUUAACCCAUGCCGUUUCACUGGCUCAGAAAUUCGUGUGCGAGACGACACUUUACCUUUGGCCCAUGUUGCUUUAGCUGUUGAAGGUGCUGGAUGGUCCGAUCCUGACACUUUGACUCUUAUGGUCGCUUCAACUUUAUUAGGAGCCUGGGACAGAUCUCAAGCAUCUGCCAAACAAAACGCCACAAAUUUGGCACGAGUGAGCGCAGAAGAGGACUUGUGUCACUCUUACCAAAGUUUCAACACUUGCUACAAAGACACUGGUCUGUGGGGCAUUUACUUUGUGUCUGAUGGUCUGAAAAUCGCUGAUAUGAUUUUCAAUGUCCAAGAAGAAUUUAUGAGACUGUGCAACAGUGUCACCGAAGGCGAAGUUGAACGUGCCAAGGCCUUAUUGACUGCCAACACUUUGUUGCAGUUGGACACUUCUACUGCUGUUUGUGAAGAUGUUGGUCGUCAAUUGUUGUGCUAUGGUAGAAGAUUGCCUCCUCAUGAAUUGACUCACAGAAUAAACUGCAUUACUGCCCGUAACGUCAGGGACGUCAUGUACAAAUACUUGUAUGAUAGGUGUCCUGCUGUUGCUGCUGUUGGUCCAGUGGAGAACCUUCCUGACUACACUCAAAUUCGUUCUUCUAUGUACUGGAUUCGUGUUUAAAAAAUUAAUGAAAAAAUAACCGUUAAAUAAUUUAUUGUUUGUGAUCCUAGGUAUUCUUAUUCAGGCAUGUGAGAUGACAGUUGAAAAUAUUAAAUUGCAAAAUUCGAUUAAGUGUUUUUAGAAAAACUUAAAAGUGAAUAAUGUCACACAUUUAAUGUAAAUAAGUUUCUGUUGAUUUUUAUUAAAUAA
Molecule: messenger RNA, 1734 nt
Organism: Ceutorhynchus assimilis (cabbage seed weevil)
Lineage: Eukaryota; Metazoa; Arthropoda; Insecta; Coleoptera; Curculionidae
Source: the annotation of a GenBank genome assembly